AUGGGUUCUAUGAAGAUCACCCUCGCCGUGGACAGGUCGCGCAACCGCGUGCUGUUCGUGGACGCCGGCUCCGACUUCGUCGACGUCCUCCUCAGCUUCCUCACGCUGCCGCUCUCCGCCCUCCAGUUCUGCGCUACAUCAUCGCCAGGCUGCCUCUCCAACCUCACCGACAGCGUCGGCCGACUCAGGGGCAGUAAGCUGCUGAAGUGGGUUGAGGCCUGCCAUGAUAUGCUUCUCAUGCCUCCGCCCUACCAUGAGUUUAGUAACUAUUUCUGCGAAAACUACGACGCGUUUGUCAAGAAACAGCCGAACCUACAGGUAGACGGCAGCUUCUGCAGGUGUUGGCUAAUCAUGGCUAGACUCGUGCAUGUGUACAACACAUCGAUCUCUGGGUCUGGGACGUUUGUGAGAUGUAAGGAAAGGUUUGUGAUCAGCGAUGACUGGACGAUCAGGCCGGCAUCCACAAGCACAAUGCAGUCGCUGUCUCAUGAGUUCAGCUCUGAUGACAUUUUCUAUGGUUUUGAGGAGGUCGAAGUGUGCGUCGGCUGGCCGGAGGUUGUAUCCAUUCUGAAGGCUUCUCUUUCGUCAGAUACCAUAUUCACUGACGUCUUUCUGCCCAGCGGUAGUGGUGUCUCUGUAAAUCCAAGCACCGGUCAGAAAAUCCUGCAACGAUCCUGUACAGAAUCUGGUUCUGGUUCUUUACCAGAAUGCAAAGUCAAGCUCUUCUACGACAGGCAGCAGAAGAAGGUCAUGUAUGCUGAAUGCAAGCGUGAGUUCGUGGAUCUUCUCAUUGGUUUCUUGACUUACCCAUUGAGCUGUGUGGUCAAGAACACAGGUACGCCGAGCGCCGGAGCUGCCGCUUGUCAUCUCGGCUGCAGCUUUGGCAAUCUGUACACCAGUGCAGCUGCUCUCGAUGCAGCUGGAUUGGGACGUGGGUCGGCCUUCGGUUUCAUAUCCAUUGAGAUGUUGUUGAAUCCGUCCCUUGGCCCGUUCAGCAAUCGUUGCUCUCUUCGGAGAGAAUCACUUGUGGAACUGCCACCGGAAGAGUACAUGAGUCUGGCACCCUACACGUAUAACAGGUCAAAGAUAUGCAAGAGCUGCUACCCUGACCUUGUCAAAGACCGCAAGUACAUCGUAGGCGACGAUCUGCUCGUGCAUCAGGCUUCUGCCAUGUCUGUGGCCAAGCACUGGUACAUGAGGGACAAAGCAAAUGUGGUGGAGAUGGACGUCACCGUCCGGAAACCAGAGGCUGUUGCCCUCCUGCGAGCCAUGCUUACCUCGAAGACGGCGCUCACUGAUGUUUUCAUUGGUAGCCUGGAGGAACCACCUGCUGUGCCAAGCCUGAAGGUUGUAAGGAAACAAGCUGUUCGCAUGUGUUCACAAUAA
Messenger RNA from Lolium perenne, 1386 nucleotides. RefSeq lists its product as uncharacterized. Lineage: Eukaryota; Viridiplantae; Streptophyta; Magnoliopsida; Poales; Poaceae. The record is from RefSeq and is a predicted model, not a curated record.